AUGACGUCACUGUAUCCCUCCGCCAGCCAGGACCCCUUUUUUGUGUGUGUGUUGUCGGUCCUGUGUAUAUCCACCCGCAACUAUACAUAUAAUUUUUUUUUAAAUCUUGAAGCGAGCGCGGCUGGGGGGAAGGAGAGGCUCAUGCGCGCCGCUCUCGCCUCCCGCUCCCUUCGCCCUUCUCCGCGGGGCUGCAGGGGGGGUGUGCCCCUUUAAGAACGGGGACCAGCCCGCCUCGGCUGAGGAGCAGCAGGAGGAGCGGGAGGGGGCACCGACGCCCGCCCAGAGACGGCAAGGAUGGCGGACACGGAUCUGUUUAUGGAAUGCGAGGAGGAGGAAUUAGAGCCCUGGCAGAAAAUCAGUGACGUGAUCGAGGACUCCGUGGUUGAAGAUUACAAUUCAGUUGACAAAACAGCAACGGUUUCGGUGAGCAUGCAACCUGUCGCCACUCCGAUGCCGAUCGUUGCCCACGCAUCCAUCGGUGGCAGCCUCUCCACGUCCACUGUCAGCAGCAGCGGGCCGGUUAACAGCGAUGGGACGAAGAAGACGCUCGUCACGCUAUUUGCAAACAACAGCGCCGGCACUCCUCUGGUUCAGCAAGGGGGACAGCCGCUAAUCCUCACUCAGAACCCCACCUCCAGCCUCAGCACGGUGGUCACCCAGCCAGUCCUCCGGCCUGUGCAGGUGAUGCAGAACGCCAACCACGUCACCAAUGCCCCAGUGACCAGUCAACCAAUCUUCAUCACCACCCAGGGUUUCCCUGUGCAGGGCAACGUCCACCGCCUGUGCAGGAACAAUUCCAUGAAUCAGGUGGGAAUUGUUUUGAAUGUACAGCAAGGCCAGACAGUGAGGCCCAUCACCCUAGUCCCAGCCCCAGGUACCCAGUUUGUGAAACCCGCUGCUGUCGGCGUCCCUCAGGUCUUCUCCCAAGUGGCCCAGGUGAGACCAGGACCGACGAUGCCGGUCCGACCGCCCUCCAACACUUUCACUACGGUCAUUCCCGCCACCCUUACCAUCCGGAGCACGGUACCGCAGUCCCAGGCGCAGCCGCAAAGUAAGUCCACUCCCAGCACCUCCUCUUCUGCCACUUCAACGCAGCCAGCAGCACUGGGACAGUUAACUGUACAGCAGCCAGGGCAGCCCUCUCAAGCUACUAACCCCAAAUUAGUGAGCAUUGCCAGCUUCGUGACGGUGAAAAGGCCCGGGGUAACGGGCGAGAACAACAACGAGGUGGCAAAGCUGGUGAACACAGUGAACACCAUCCCUUCGCUAGGCCAGGGCUCAGGACCCAUCGUGGUCUCCAACAACAGCCCCGCCCAUGGCUCCCAGAGAGUGACUGCGUCCGACGCCUCAUCCCUGAAAGUCAGUUCUUCGCCGAUCCCCGCCUUCGAUUUGCAGGACAGUGGCAAGAAAGUCUGUCCGAGGUGUAACUCCCAGUUUAGAGUCACUGAAGCUUUAAGAGGCCAUAUGUGCUACUGCUGCCCCGAAAUGGUGGAAUUCCUCAAGAAAGGGAAGCCCUCCGAGUCUGAACCAAAUAUCCAAUCCCCCAAGCCCUCCUCCCCAGAGAAGAACGCCGCCGUCGCCUCACCCCCGUCCUCCACCCCCAUCCCCACGCUCUCGCCGCCGGCCAGGAUGUCCGAGCAAAAUGACGGCACGGGCGACGUGACGCAGAGCAAGCUGAUCAUGCUGGUGGACGACUUCUACUACGGCAGGGACAGCGGCAAAGCGGGCCAGCUGCUGAAUUUCCCCAAGGUGCCAACGUCCUUCCGGUGUCCGCACUGUACCAAGAGGCUCAAGAAUAACAUACGGUUUAUGAAUCACAUGAAGCACCAUGUCGAACUGGAUCAGCAGAACGGGGAAGUGGACGUCCACACCAUCUGCCAGCACUGUUACCGGCAGUUCAACACUCCCUUCCAUCUGCAGUGCCACUUGGAAAACGUGCACAGUCCGUACGAGUCGACCACAAAAUGCAAGAUCUGCGAGUGGGCAUUUGAGAGCGAGCCCCUGUUCCUGCAGCACAUGAAGGACACCCACAAGCCAGGAGAGAUGCCCUACGUCUGCCAGGUCUGCCAGUACCGUUCCUCGCUCUACUCACGGUGGACAAACCAUUUCCAUAGCGUCCUGCGAAGACCUGUGGCAUCCUCCCUCUGCCCUUACUGCCUCCAAGAGAGUCUUCCAAGAGCUGGCAAUGCUUUCCAGCAGCAUUUCAUGAGGCAUCAGAAGAAGAGCGUCUACCACUGCAACAAAUGCCGACUUCAGUUCCUCUUUGCCAAGGAUAAAAUUGAGCACAAGCUGCAGCACCAUAAAACUUUCCGCAAACCCAAACAGUUGGAGGGGCUGAAACCAGGCACCAAGGUGACCAUCCGGGCAUCUAGAGGUCAGCCCCGGACGGUGUCCCUCUCCUCCAACGACAUGUCCUCAAGCCUCGCGCAGGACGCCAGCAUGAUGUCGGCUUCUUCGGACCCUCAGCCCAACUUCCCGUACCCGCCAUUCCAGAGGAACAUCCAGAAAAAAGCCGUCAGGAAAAUGAGCGUCCUCGGCAGACAGACGUGCCUGGAAUGCAGCUUCGAGAUCCCGGAUUUCCCCAACCACUUCCCCACCUACGUCCACUGUUCGCUGUGCCGCUACAGCACCUGCUGCUCACGGGCCUAUGCCAACCACAUGAUCAACAACCACGUUCCUCGCAAGAGUCCGAAGUAUUUGGCCUUGUUCAAAAACUACACUGCCUGCGGGCUGCGGCUGGCCUGCUCCGCCUGCCUCUUCGCAACGUCCGAAGGCGACGCCAUGGCCAAGCACCUGGUCUUCAACCCCUCGCACGAAUUCAGCACCGUUGUGAUCCGAGGUAUUACCUGGACUCCACUUCCAAGGCUCAGCCAACCUUUGGACAGAGCUGUGAAGGCACCAAGUUCUACUUACUCCCCAAGCAAAGUUGCUACUGUGAAUACACCAUCUCCUCCACCGGAGGAAGAGAAGGACCAGCCCGCCCCAGAGGAGGAGCCUAAGGCCGUCGAGGAGCCUGUCGCUGCCCCAGAGGAAGAGUGCGUAAACGUGGAAGAAGACCACGAGGAGGAGGAAGAGGAGGAGCAGCAGCAGCAGCCGACAAAGGAGCCGCCCGAACCGGUCAGCAAAAAGGAGCAGCUGUCCUUGAAGAAACUCCGGGUGGUCCUCUUUGCUUUGUGCUGCAACACGGAGCAGGCGGCGGAACACUUCAAGAACCCUCCCAAGCGAAUCCAGCGCUGGCUGAGGAGGUUUCAGGCCUUCCAGGAGGAGAACAUGGCGUCCUUGUCCGAGGGCAAGUACCUGAGCUUAGAGGCUGAAGAAAAGCUGGCGGAGUGGGUCCUGACGCAGCGCGAGCAGCAGUUGCCGGUCAACGAAGAGACCCUCUUCCAGAAGGCGACGAAGAUCGGGCGGUCCCUGGAGGGGGGCUUCAAGAUCUCCUAUGAGUGGGCGGUGCGGUUCAUGCUCCGGCACAACCUCAGCACCCACAACCGCCGGGCGGUGGCUCACCCCCUCCCGAAAGACGUCGAGGAAAGCGUCAGCUGCUUCAUCGAGUUCGUGCAGCGGCAGAUUCACACCCAGGACCUGCCGCUCUCCAUGAUCGCGGCCAUCGACGAGAUCUCCCUCUUCCUGGACGUGGAAGUGCUGUCCAGCGACGACCGGAAAGAAAACGCCUUGCAAAUGGUGGGGACGGGCGAGCCGUGGUGCGACAUCGUCCUGGCCAUUUUGGCCGACGGGAGCGUCUUGCCCACCCUGGUCUUCUACCGGGGCCGCGUGGAGCAGGCCUCCAACGUGGCCGAUACGAUCAUCCUCGAGGCGAAGGAGAACGGGUAUCACGACGACGAAAUCAUGGAAGUGUGGUCCUCCAAAGUUUGGCAGAAGUACAUAGAGGGCCAGAACAGCAAAGGCAUGCUGGUCCUCGAUUGCCACCGGACGCACCUGUCGGAAGAAGUCCUCUCCAUGCUGAGCUCCGCCAGCACGCUGCCGGCCAUGGUUCCGGCCGGCUGCAGCUCCAAAAUCCAGCCUUUGGACGUUUGCAUCAAACGGACUGUGAAGAACUUCUUGCACAAAAAGUGGAAGGAGCAAGCAAAGGAGAUGGCGGACACCAGCUGCGACUCGGACAUCCUUCUCCAGCUGGUCUUGUGCUGGCUGGCCGAGGCCCUCGAGGUGAUCGGCGAUUGCCCCGAGCUCGUGCAGCAGUCUUUCCUAGUGGCUAGCGUCCUGCCCGGCCCCGAUGGCACGGCCAACACGCCCACCCGCAACGCCGACAUGCAGGAAGAGCUGAUCGCCUCGCUGGAGGAGCAGCUGAAGCUCACCCAGGAACCCUGCAACGAGACCGACCUGCCGGACGGAGUUUUGCACGAAGAUCCAGCCAACCCCGAGAUCCUCCACCAGCUGUUCGAAGGGGAGAGCGAGACGGAAUCUUUCUAUGGCUUUGAGGAUGCUGAUUUGGAGCUGAUGGAAAUCUGAAGAGCCCGGCCAACGGGGAGGAGGGUUCUUCCUUUGUUUUUAACUCCGCGUUGGACGAGGCCGUUUACACUUCCUGUGGAUUUGUGGGCGUAGGAGUUUUGUAGGUGAACACGCAGACUGAUAGCCAUUGACGCUGUUCGUUUCUUAAAGAGUUUUUUUUUGUGCUUAAUUUUUUGAAAUCACUGUGUUGGUAUUUUCUGAAGAUAUAUUGUGGGUGAAUAUUUUUUGGCAUUUUUCUUUACCUCACUGUAUUAUAGUUUCUGGGGGGUUUUUUGUUUUUGUUUUUAUAUUGUGCAAAAGGUUUUUAAUUAUACCGCAUCAUCAGUGUGACCUUUUUUGAAGACAAGGAAAACCGAUAUGUAGCUAAUGAGUUGAUAUCUCUAAAUCUUUCUCUCUCUCUCUUUUUUUGGUCUUAAUUUGUCUUAACACCAAUUAUUUUUUUCUUUAACACUUGGACCCAGAGGAGUAGGAUUCCGCAGUAACUUUAUUCUUAAAGAAAAACAAUUACUUUAACAAAAAGGAAUAUUGUAGAACUGCCCAUGGACAAUUUCAGAUUGCCUUUUUAAAUGAGAAAAAAAAUAUUAUAUGUGUGCAUCAUUGUCUGCAGGAGGAAGAGGGUGUAUCCCGCCCGUUCUUUUGCCAGCCAACAAAGUUAUUCUUUAGACUUGGUUGUACUGUAUUUUUUAAAAAAGGGUCGAUCGAAGAUGCACUCAUAGAAAGUUAUUUAGACUUCCUGGUGACUGCAUGAAUAGGUUUGCCUUCGCCCCCAGCUGAAAAGCCGUCAGUCACCUGCUUCGUGGAAUCGCUGACAACGUCGUACUAUGGGAAAGAACCAAGCCCCGUCUCGGCGGCUUUUCGGGACGGCUAAUUUGGGAGCCGACUCUGUACCGGACCACUGACUUGCUCUUUUAAAACUAUCUGUAAGCUACUGCGGCCUGCUUUUCUGCGAUGGCAUCGAGACACUACGUUCCCCGGAGGCCCAGCAGCGACAUGCACAAUGAAAGAAAACUUCUGUCUUUAUUUUCCACUGCCAGCGUCAAGAAAAAGAGGAAAACUUUUUUUCUACUACUGUUUGCAUGUUUGAGAGUUUUGUUUUUUUUAAAAAAAAAAUUGUAACGUAUUACGGUAUAAAAAAAAGAAAGCAUUUUGACAUGGCAAAAAAAUGGUGGGACCCCACCCACUACAUUUCUGUUGAGGUUUCAAGCACCUCGCUUACCCACUGUCUCUCCCCCACCCCCUACCCCCCUGGGACUUGCGGGCAGUGGGAGUUCGGGCCAGGCCGACCUGUAAAUGGUUCAUCUUUGAAAUGUACAUACGUGGAACAUUUAAUAAAGCCAGGGAAAUGGAUUUAUAAA
Sphaerodactylus townsendi is the source of this 5819-nucleotide messenger RNA. It is a transcript of the gene POGZ, whose product is annotated as pogo transposable element derived with ZNF domain. Lineage: Eukaryota; Metazoa; Chordata; Lepidosauria; Squamata; Sphaerodactylidae. Gene Ontology annotation, biological process: regulation of DNA-templated transcription. The record is from RefSeq and is a predicted model, not a curated record. Gene Ontology annotation, molecular function: RNA polymerase II cis-regulatory region sequence-specific DNA binding; DNA-binding transcription factor activity, RNA polymerase II-specific.